AUGGCUGCUACAUUUAAUCACCAGCCUACGGGACUUCAUGGUUGGGGCAUUGAUGUCUCAGCGUCUCGAUCUUCUAAAAAAUUCGGGAGGUUCCUUUCAAUGCGUUUCGCCUACAAUGCUCAUAAACUGAAUCUCAUUCAAGCAUCUAUUUCUCAUGCUUCUGCUGUUGAUCCUACAUCACUAUCCAUUUCUCAUGAUUCAUCAACUGAGAGUACUUUGAUAUUGAUUCGUCAUGGGGAGUCUUUGUGGAAUGAGAAGAACUUGUUCACUGGAUGUUGCGACGUGCCUUUGACCAAGCGAGGUGUGGAGGAAGCAAUUGAAGCGGGUAAGAGGAUUAGCUAUAUACCAGUUGAUAUGAUUUUUACGUCAGCACUGAUUCGGGCACAGAUGACAGCUAUGCUUGCAAUGACUCAACAUCACCAGAAGAAGGUUCCUAUUAUCAUACAUAAUGAGAGUGAAGAGGCAACAACUUGGACUCAAGUUUACAGUGAAAAAACCACCAAGCAAUCCAUUCCAGUUAUAACUUCUUGGCAGUUGAAUGAACGGAUGUAUGGGGAGUUACAAGGUCUUAAUAAGCAGGAGACUGCAGAGAGAUAUGGGAAGGAGAAAGUGCAUGAGUGGCGUCGAAGUUAUGAUAUUCCUCCUCCCAAGGGUGAGAGUCUGGAAAUGUGUUCACAGAGAGCUGUUGCCUAUUUUAAAGAUUUUAUUGAACCCCAACUAAAAUCAGGAAAACACGUGAUGGUUGCUGCUCAUGGGAACUCAUUGAGGUCUAUUAUAAUGUAUCUUGACAGAUUAACCUCUCAAGAGGUCACUAAUUUAGAAUUAUCAACUGGGAUACCGUUGCUUUACAUAUAUAAAGGGGGGAAAUUUUCUAGUAGAGGAAGUCCUGUAGGACCUACAGAAGCUGGUGUUUAUGCAUAUAGUCAGAGUUUAGCUGCUUACAGACAACAGUUGGAUGAAAUGUCACAUUGAAGUAAUUGAUCCUUCAUGUAAAAGAUGAAAAUGGUAUAAUUAUCGAUAUUCAUUUCUUGGUGGAUGGCUUCAUAUUUUUCUUUCUGGUUAUGGCCAUUCUACAGGAUAAAUUUUUUCUUCUCGCAUGCCUGACGAUCCUUAGAAAAUUAUUGGAAGAAUUUUAUCAAUUUUCGAGUCUGGAAUGGCAAAACGUGAGAGCCCUGAAAAUUUUCUGCUCGGUAACAACACAAGUAGCCCCAGAACAAUUUUUGUUAGAGAGAUAGUAAAAAACAAAAUUUGGUAAUGUAAGUCUAGAACUUGAUUGUGUCUGAAUGGAUGUGAACUUGUAGGUAUAGCUGCCAUCUUUUAGAACAGAGAAUUAAAUUUAUGGUU
This is a messenger RNA of Abrus precatorius (Indian licorice), 1344 nucleotides long. Its product is annotated as 2,3-bisphosphoglycerate-dependent phosphoglycerate mutase-like. The record is from RefSeq and is a predicted model, not a curated record. Gene Ontology annotation, biological process: glycolytic process. The transcript has 8 exons. Bases 1 to 972 code for a protein of 323 amino acids. Lineage: Eukaryota; Viridiplantae; Streptophyta; Magnoliopsida; Fabales; Fabaceae. Gene Ontology annotation, molecular function: intramolecular phosphotransferase activity.